AACAUUGCAACCAUAUACUGUUGUAGGGAACGGCGAUCGGAAGAUCUCGCGAUGGCACAGAAAGAGGAAGGAUAUGACGCAGAGAUAGCAGUAUGCUUGUAGGUAUAUAAGCGAAUGCAUACGUCCAAUAAACGCCAUUUGUAGCAUCCUCAUAUUGGUGUCAGUGCUCAUUGGCCCGGAGGCAGGAGGAGCCUCCGUGCCGUCUCAGACGGACGGGAGAUUGCGCAUUAAAAGGCAACAAGUGGUGACCCCGACGUGAUAGCUGAGACGGCGGACCGCAGGCGGUCGAGAGGAUCUGGAUCAUGGACGCGGUAGUCAAGGUUGUACGUGUGGGUGCCCGGGAAUGGGGGCUCUCUAUGAGAGCGGAUGCAGUUGCGAACUGCGUCGGGCGGCUCCUGAAAGAAGGAGCGAUAGUUAGACCAGGGGACAUUCCUUCCCCUUCUAACUGGGAGAAAUGCACUCGAACGCUCGCUCAGAGAGCCAUGGCCACGAAGAAGGCCGCAGAGCUCAAGACAUGGGGAGACGUAAUGACCAUUUUACAAAGGACUAGGGAGGAGCGUGAGACUUGGCAGGCUGCUCGCGCGGCGCUGCACAUGUCCGCGGAAAUGGUGACACAGACAGCAGCGAACGCAGAGGAGCAAACGGAGGUGAUAGAGGGAGAGACGAUAGUAGGGGAUGAAGUGAGAACGGAGAAUGUGGAAACGGAGGAGGCGGUUUAUCAGGAACCAGAGCGGGGAGAGGGGGAAACACCAGAGGCAUACCCAGUAAUACCCUCUUCCCCACCACCCCCACGGUACCCGUGGAAAGAGAUGAGGGCGAUGGAAGGGGGAGAAUCAGGGGACCUUUAUGGGGACCGAGAUAUGAGAAAGCCAGUGGCAGGUAGUGGAAAAGAAGGCAAGGUGAAAGUGGAGGAGGCAGAAGAAAAGGAAAGACCGCUUACAGUGGAUGAUCCCCGAGACUGGCUGCCGGGGGCCAUGAUUCGGGUGCAGUGGGAAGACGAAAGAAGAGAGGAAGCAGGGGAAAGACCGAGGGUGCCGCGCCCGGGGAAAGAUGGCGCUGGCCGAGAGAGGAGUGGGCGUCGACCAGCAUUGCGGAAGGAGGGGACUGAAGACUCAGGCACAGACUCUGACUCCUUAGAAGGAAUAACGACGAAGAUGCAGCAACUAGGGCGGAGUUCCCCGCCGCAGUCAGAUGCGGAAGAAAAAAAGGGGAAGAAAGUCACAAGAGAUAUGGAGCAGAUGUUUAUGCUGCUUACAGCUCUGGAAGAGGAAAUAGCUAAACAAAGAGGGCUAUUAAAGGCAGCAGGUUCCGCCCAAGCGGGAGGGGGAAAAGAAAUUCCCCUAACGGACUGGAAAUUGAUAGCGACGGAAUGUGCCCUGAGUGGCCUCAAGUUUCGUGCGCCAAUAGGGGCCUUCCCAGUACGAGUUGCCCCCGGGGGGGGGGCAGUGGAAUGGGUGCCCCUCGACCCAAAGACGGUACAACAGCUAUUGAAAGCAGUGCAAGAACAGGGCCUGCGACACCCGGUGACACAGACGUUGCUGGACGCGGCGCACGCGGGAGGCCUAGUGCCGUGGGAUUGUCGCACCCUCGCGCGACUGGUCUUAUCGCCCACGAUGGUCCUUAUGUGGAAAGAGGCGUGGACCUUGCGCCUGCAGCAGGCGUUGAUGGCCGCGCAGGCAGACCCGCAGAACCCACUGGGCCAAUCCACCCUAGCGCGGUUAAGAGGAAAUGAUGCAGCCAUGGCUACGCCCCAGCAGCAGGCAGCGGGCCUGAGACCUCGGGAGAUACUGGCGGCAACAGAAGCAUCUCGAAAGGCCUUUGAUGACAUUGGGCCACUGAUGCAACAGGCAGACCCAUGGACGACUGUGAAGCAGGGAAUGGGAGAGCCGUUUGACAAGUUUUGUGACAGACUACAGGCAGCAGUAGAACUUGCAUCUUUACCAGACGCUGCAAAAGGAGCGGUGAUGUUGGAAUGUAUCAAACAGCAGGGCAACGAGUUGACAAAAGAAAUCCUAAGAACAGCGCCUAAGGGAGCAAGUCUAGGGCAGACGAUCAAGUACGUAUUAGAACACCGGGACAAGACCACAGCCCUACAGGUUGCUGCAGCAGUUAUGGCAAUGCCGGAGGUUAGAGCUAGAGGAGGUCCAAAAGGAGGCCCAUGCUUCGGCUGCGGGCAAAUGGGCCAUUUGAGAGCACAGUGCACGAAUAAGGGAAGUUACGCGCACCCAACAGGUGGUAUGGGGAGCCUUACAUGCUGGGCCUGUGGAAAACCAGGACACAGAGCACAAGAUUGUCGGCGGCCGGGAAACGAGAAGCGGGGAGGGCAAAUAAGGGGCCACCCCUCCCCGGUGAGCCGGCCUCAAGUAGCCCCCGUCAACAACAACACACCGCUGAUGGACAGCUCCAGCGACCAAACUCCGAAGGGAAACCCCGUGUGGCCCUGGUCUCGCGUGAAACCACAAGAAGAACGCAUGACCAGAAAACCCGAGAAGAUGGCAGGGGGAGCAACCCAAGUAGCUCUCCUCGUAGCGAUGCUGGGACUGGGACUCCAAGGGGUGAAAGGCGAACCAACGUUAGCGAAAUGGGGUAGUAACAAUCUAUGGCUCACCUGGGCAAACCGGACAGGAAAUAAGCAAUUUUGCCUGACGCUGGCGGGUGCGGGGCAGCCUUUUAAGACAUGCUUAAUAGGGGUCCCAUUGAAUUUGACCGUAGACCUACCAAAACUGAGAGAGCAUUGCACAAACACAAGCAAUAUUAGUAACUGCUUGAACACGCUGAAUGCAUCAUUGCCCUGGGACCCGCAAGAGCUUGACCUUCUGGGUUCGGUAGCACCAAUUAACUACACCGGUGCGGCAUGCGUGCACUUUGGGAAUAAUCAACAAGGGAUAAAUGUCUAUAGAAACCUUAACUGGACCAGGUGGACCAAUGUGUCCUCAAGCACACCGGGGUUUGAUUAUACCGCAAAAUCAUAUUGUAACGGCUCUUUGGGGGUGGAAACAAAAGGAAGAGGGCCAACCCAUUGGGUAAAUGAGACGGCUAGGGCCCUCCCUGAUGGAAUGUUCCUGAUAUGUGGGGACCGGGUGUGGCCCGGGAUCCCAAGACGUGCUGUAGGGGGGCCUUGUUACUUAGGUAGCUUAACUAUCUUUGCGCCCAAUCUAACGGCUAUGAUAACCAUGGCAAAUCAAACGAGUCGAAGGCGCCGCAGUCUGACGAGCUUGGGUCCCGAGUGUGAUGAUAAGGUUGAGAUCUGGGGAGCGGCGUCUCGAAUCGGAGCAUCAAUCAUCCCGCAGAUUGGUACAGCGCACGCCUUGGCAUCCUUGGGAAAGCUAGCUUGUUGGGCGGUGAAGCAGAGCAACAUAACAACCAAAGUACUGUAUGAAAUGGCACAAGAUAUGGAUAGCUUACGACAUGCUGUCCUGCAGAAUAGAGCAGCCAUAGACUUUCUGCUGUUAGCCCAGGGUCAUGGGUGUAAAGAUGUGGAAGGCAUGUGCUGCUUUAAUCCGACGGAGCACAGCCGGUCAAUACACAGUGAGUUAGAAUGGCUAAAGGAGCACACGCAUAAAAUUACUGUAAUGACUAACCCGCUAGAUAGUUGGUUUGGUAAUUGGCUUGGGCUAGGACCAUGGGCCAGACAGUUACUAAUAGAAGGGUUGCGCCUGCUGCUGAUGCUCGUGCUAGGCAUAUUAGUAUGUAAACUAGUGUUUAGAUGCUUGGUAAGACAACUGCUAGAAAAGGGGUGGUCCCGCCCACACCCACAUUAUGAACACUUAACCCGCGACACGGCAAUUUAAAGCAAAUAGCAUAGCCAAAGCAUGGGGAGGGGGAGAUGUAGGGAACGGCGAUCGGAAGAUCUCGCGAUGGCACGGAAAGAGGAAGGAUAUGACGCAGAGAUAGCAGUAUGCUUGUAGGUAUAUAAGCGAAUGCAUACGUCCAAUAAACGCCAUUUGUAGCAUCCUCA
Messenger RNA from Dromaius novaehollandiae (emu), 3958 nucleotides. RefSeq lists its product as uncharacterized. Gene Ontology annotation, biological process: viral process. The transcript is spliced from 2 exons. The record is from RefSeq and is a predicted model, not a curated record. Bases 303 to 3791 code for a protein of 1162 amino acids. NCBI's taxonomy places the organism in Eukaryota, Metazoa, Chordata, Aves, Casuariiformes, Dromaiidae. Gene Ontology annotation, molecular function: zinc ion binding; nucleic acid binding.